This is a messenger RNA of Penicillium maclennaniae, 579 nucleotides long. RefSeq lists its product as uncharacterized. NCBI's taxonomy places the organism in Eukaryota, Fungi, Ascomycota, Eurotiomycetes, Eurotiales, Aspergillaceae. The annotation marks the transcript as partial. The record is from RefSeq and is a predicted model, not a curated record. The transcript is spliced from 6 exons.
CGUAAGGCCGGGUUGGCGGCGGACCUCUAUAAGGCAGCCGGGAUAAUCUCCUCUAUAAGUGGUAAUCCUAAUCUGUUCGAGUACACCUCUGGACGCUUUUUAUACGCAGUCCUUAUAAGACUACCUUAUAAGUUGACCUUUCCAAAGUAUUACGCAGUGGCCAGUGAAGCUACUACACUAACACUUCUGCGUGCUUAUAGGGCCCUAGAACGAGCCUCUCUGGAGGUUAACCGUAGCCUAUAUAAGUCUUUAUCCAGAAAGCUCCUCCCCUUCUUUCCCUUUAAAUAUAUUAAUCUCGAGCUAGGGAACACCUUUUCUAUAUACUUUAAAGCACCUACUAAGCGUGAGAUUAAAUUUUGUGAAAGAUUUACGCCCUACCUCGACGUCCUAUCCGACCACUAUAUAUCUUACCCGACUCUUCGCUAUCCGGACUUUUCACCUAGUAAUAUUAUUAACGGAAAACUAUAUAUUAUGAGCGAAGCUUUUUUAAUAAGUAUAGGCCCCCUAGGAAGGAGACUCUAUCUUAUUAAAGUACGCGAUAUUAUAAGUCCUUAUAAACUGGCCUAUAUCGCUAGAUAA